AUGAAGAACGAGAAGGAAGAAGCUUUAGUGGGAUGGAACAUUACAUGGUGGUUGUUCAAAUUAUUCGGUCUUCCAAUCACCAUUCCUUGCUUGGUGUAUCAUUUUUAUGAUAUUAUGGUACAGAAGUGGAAGAGAACAGCUCUUGGUGACAAGGUUGUGAUGAUAACUGGUGCUAGUUCCGGCUUAGGAGAAGCUUUAGCCCAUAUAUUCUAUGGCUCAGGUUGCAGAGUUAUCUUGGUAUCUCGUAGAAAAGAGGAGUUGGAGAGAGUAAAAAAAGAUUUGAUGAAUACUCAUCAAACAGUUCCAACGUAUCCACCUAUUGUUUUAUCAUUAGAUUUAACUGAUAUUAAUAACUUGAAAGAUGAAGUGUCAAAAGCUAUAAUGAUACACGGCAGAAUUGAUAUUCUAAUUAAUAAUGCUGGUGUUUCAUAUAGAGGAGAAGUUAUUGACACAAAUGUGGAUGUAGAUAUAAAAGUCAUGCUAUCGAAUUAUUUUUCUCAGGUUGCAUUAAGCAAAAUUGUUCUUCCAUACAUGAUAAAGCAACAAUCUGGUCAUAUAGUAGGUAUAAGUAGUGUACAAGGGAGAAUUGCUAUUCCAUUUAGAUCUGCAUAUGCUGCAUCUAAGCACGCAUUACAAGCUUGGUACGAUACUGCAAGAGCAGAGUUAUCUGACAAAAAUAUAAAAUUUACGGUUGUCAAUCCAGGAUAUAUUAAAACAUCUCUUUCCCUUAAUGCCUUGACAGGAAAUGGGCAAGUUUAUGGAAUAAUGGAUAAAGCAACUGAAAGUGGUUUUCAACCAAAGUAUGUAGCUGAAUGUAUUUUAAAAUCUGUAUUGAAGCAAGAAAAGGAAGUUACUAUUGCAUCGUUUUCUCCAAAGUGUGCUAUAGUACUUAGAACUUUGUUCCCUUCACUUUAUUUCUGGAUUAUGCAAAAGCGUGCAAGAAAAUUAAGAUUGCAAGGUCUUUCCAGUUUUGCAAUAGUUAUUUUUGAAAAUUUUAUCAAGAUGGAGAUCGCAAAGAGUAACGAUCUCAAAUUAUAUGCCAAUGUGAAAGCUCAGAUAAAAUCUGGCUCUCUUUACUUGUAUUUAUGUGGUUUAGUCAUCACAUAA
Messenger RNA from Cyphomyrmex costatus, 1107 nucleotides. Its product is annotated as dehydrogenase/reductase SDR family protein 7-like. Gene Ontology annotation, cellular component: membrane. Lineage: Eukaryota; Metazoa; Arthropoda; Insecta; Hymenoptera; Formicidae. The transcript has 7 exons. The coding region runs from base 1 to 1107 and encodes 368 amino acids. The record is from RefSeq and is a predicted model, not a curated record. Gene Ontology annotation, molecular function: oxidoreductase activity.